GAGCCAUUCUCAGGAGCGAGUCCUUUACACUGCACAUCGGCAAGAGGAGGAAAUUGCAGGCGUUACUUAAAACGCUGCCUUUUGAUGACCCGCUUUGAAUUUGGACACUUGUAGACCAGAUUUUUGGUGUUUCAUGAGAGGGCGGGCGAGCCUCUGGACUCAAACUUGAAGAGAGCGCAAGACACACCUGAAAAUAGUGGUGGAUAUCCUUCCUGCAACUGUUCAUGCCAACAUUACAAAAACUAGUUCUUAUCACCACUACUUUCGCCAGCCGAGCAGAUCAAGAGCAGGCUCCAAUUUCUGCGCUGUGAAAUUGAAUCAGAGGAACAGAGAGGCAAAACAGCAGAGGCAUUGUAUCUCUGCAAUUGAAACACUAACCAGCUGAAAAUAUCAAAGACUAUCCUGGAAAAACCUCAAACCUCCCUUCUAGGUCUAAAGUCUGCUGUAGAAAGUGAUCAAAAGCUGCACAACACUCAGAGGAGAGGGAAGCAAAGAGGAGCAUAUACGAGGGCGAAGAAUUGCGUGCAGGUACCGGGGCUGCCAUGGUGCGUGGAGGCGGCGUGGCAGUAGCUCCGUCCUGCUGGGGCCUUUGGGCAUUUGGCGCCCUGUCGCUGGUGGCACUGUGCUGGUCAGACCAAGCCAUCCGUUGCCCGGUGUGCUCCGAGGAGAGGUUAGCCAGCUGUCGCCUGCCGGAUGGCUGUGAGGAGACCGUGCGGGAGCCCGGCUGCGGCUGCUGCCCCACCUGCGCCCUGCCAAAAGGGGAGCACUGUGGUGUCUACUCGCCCCGAUGUGGCACGGGCCUCCGCUGCUACCCGCCGCGUGGCGUGGAGAGGCCACUGCACUCACUGAUGCACGGCCAGGGUGUGUGCACUGAUGAGAGAGAGGUGGAGGAGAACUCAGCAAUGGACAGGCAGGAUGAGAUCAUUCCUGACCACCCAAACAACAGCAAUAUCCGGUGCAGUCCACAGGACAAGCGUUGCAUACAGAAGACCCUGGCAAGACAUCCUUCAAAAUCCACAAAUCAGAGAAGCAACACCGCCAGGGAGGAGACCAAGGCAGCGCUGGCUCCAUGUCGUGCUGAGCUACAGAGAGCAUUAGACAGACUGGCGUCAAACAGCCGCACGCAUGAUGAUCUCUUCACCAUCCCCAUACCCAACUGUGACAGGAACGGAGAUUUCCACCCUAAACAGUGUCAUCCGGCACGUGACGGCCAGCGGGGAAAGUGCUGGUGUGUGGAUCAGAAGACGGGCAUGAGGCUGCCAGGCCCACUGGAGCUGCGAGGGGAUCUGGACUGCCACCAGUUAAUGACUGCUACCCUGAGAGAUUGAAGAGUGGAGAGGCUGUGAGGGUUCAGUACCAGCUGAAUUCUACUGGCCUUUAUUCGUAGAACUACACAAGGAAAGGACUUUGCUCUAAAGCCUCGCUUCACAAGAGGCCAACGGUACUUGAGCCUGUGCAACAAAAAAGAAACCAUUGAUUUGAGUUCUUUUGCUAUUUUUUUUCUGUGUGUGAGAGAGUAUGUGAGUCUUUUGGGCUCUUGUUGUGUAUUGUUUCUACUAUGAGAAUUUAAGACCGUUAAGUCUUAAAACACAUGUGCUUUGAAGUUACAGGAGGCAGAAAAAAAACUUCCACAGACAACUUCCUUGUGACUGUUGUUAGAGAGCAACAUGUGUUGUUUUCUGGAGUCUAAAAGUAUUUUUUUUAAAAGGUAUGAAAAUGCAUCAUUCCACCAGAUAAUCAGACCUAAGCUUAAAUUAGAUCUGUUAACAUUUGUUUUAAUCUCUCUGGAGCACUAGACCAGUUGUAAUUACUGUAUCAGAACAAUCCAGAAAGUAUAUGUGUAAGUGCGUACUAGUUUUUCACACAAUUUGUGUAAUUGGUUGUAACAUAUGGCUCUUAUUCCCUAACCCUUAUUGCCCGUAAACCCCACCCAUCUGGUCAGAAAGUCACAACAAAACACAAAAAGUGUUUGCAAACAGCGAUGAUGCAAGAGUACCAAUAAAAGAUGGGAUGAGAACAGAUAAAAGGAAAAAAGAAACAGGGGAAUCAAAGGAAUGCAACAAACCCCUGCUAUGGGUUACCAAAUGAUAAGCCAUAGCUUUUCACAACAUCAAGACCAAAGUGAAAAGUGAGAUUAGUUGGAACAACUGUAUCUCUGAAAGGCUAGAAUAGAUUUGCUUCAUCUCCCGUGGUGAACUCUGCUUCCUCUCUUUGCCGAAGAGCUCUCUUGCAUCAAGCUCCAGAGGGACUUGCAACAUAGCGGGGCUAGAAACUCUGUACACUGCUGAUAGGAUAAUCGUAUUUCUCCAGCUGGUGCUAAAAUGUCAGUGUGACUUUCAUGUUUGGAUGAAUAUUCUUCAAGGAUUUAUCUCUAAAACAGAGUGCUUGGCAGAACUUUAGUGGUGCUAUAUAUUGAUUGUGCCAAAAUAAAAUUAAAAUAAAAAACACUUUUGGGGCAUUUUUUAGGAUUGUAAAAGAAAACUGGGAUUUUCAGGAAGUGGAGCAAUUAGCAUCAGCAUGUGUGAGGAUCACUUAACUGUGUGACCACCUGCACUGUCUAUUGACAAAAGCUGCUUUCAAUGUGUGUUUUGGAUGUUAUUGAUGAUUACGCUCCUGGAAGCAUAGCAACUCCUGGUUAACAUGACGCUUUGACCGGAGGAGGUGCAGCAGUGAAGACAGCAUCAUGAUUAUGUGGAAGCAGAAUUUCCUCUUUUAAUUUGACAACACUGGUGUUCAGCUUUCAUAUUGUCUGUAGGGCAUCACACUAAUAGUUAAAGGAGUGUUUUACCAGUGCAAGUGACGUAGCAACUCAUUAAAUAUUUUAGAUACUGUAGGCGAGACUGGUAAUAUUCUUAUAGCAGUUGAUUGUACAGGCGUUGUGCAUGACGAGUUCAGGGCAGGGCAGCAGGUUUAAGCUAGUGCCGUUGUUUAGACAGCCUGCUCUAUCUGUUCCAUGGGAGACUUUGGGUAUAAAUGACUCAAGCACAAAUUCAUCUUCUGUGGAUAGACGGACAGUAUUAGUGUUGCUAUCAACCUAACAAAUCAUUGGUGUGUAGAUUACAGUGUAGUAAUGUCAGAUAUGUUGAACAGAAGAAAAAGAAGAUUAUAACGAGACAGAUAUUCACAGCUACUCUCACACAGUUUUGGUUAUUUCCAUGUAUUCACACACUGAUACUGCCCAAACAUCCGGUGAGCUUAAAAUAGGACUAUUAGAGCACAACACUCUGAGGGGAGGUCCAUUCAACUCCACAUUUAUUAAAAGGUGCCAUGAAAACUAUUGCUGUUAUCAUUAUUAGAAUGCAUUUUUGAAAAUGUUUACAUUUUAAAUUUUGUACAACUUUAUUUCCCCUAAAAUGCAGAAGUAUAUGCAUAUAUAAAAAGUAGGGAGUGAGAAAAGUAAACACAUGUUGGUGCUUUUCUCAUUCAGUUAUUGUGCAAGGUAGAAAAACAUAGAAUCUUCAGCUGAUAAAUCUAAUUGCUCUCACACAGUAAUAUCAAUACAGCAUAGUGGGGACAGUUCAAUACGGUAUGGGCCAGCCCAAUCCCAUAAUUGACAUCAGACUGAGGAUGUCUCUUCAGCGCAUCCUGAAGUUUCAUGAGGGUGACAUUUUGGAAAACAAUCUUUAUACUAUUUGUAAGGGUGUGUUUAUAGUGCACUUUGUCUUCUAUCAUUUUACUACAGCACUCACUUGUGAAAUUGGAAAAAGAAUAACUUAAAGAGAAUUACAACAAAUUUGCAAUAGAUUCAUAUCCUAUGUUUACUACAGAAACGUACUAUUAUCACUGAAGCCACUGGAAACAGAGUAUUGCCACCUGAUGACCAAUUUCGCUUGUCACUACAAAAAUAAAUGUAUCCAAAGUUAGUGCUACAGCUUAAAAUGGUCAAAAAACAAAUAUCAUAAAACCUGUUCCAAAGAUUGCAAGCAAAGUAUCUGGAGACAUCAAUACUCAUUCAGUGACCUGCAUGCACAAACUCCUUCUAAUCAUUUAUCAACUAAUGAAGUGUUACUUAACACAUUUCUCUGUUAAUGGUAAUAUUUGAAAGAGCAAAUGGCAAACGGUUUUGGCUUUGACAUUGUAAAGGCCUUCUGAACUUCAUAAACUGUGUAUUUACGUAAGCUAUAGUACGUUGCUUGAUCUCUAAACUUUCUGUACUGAACUGUAAUUGCAUUUCUCUGGAAUAGACUGUUCCAGUUUGCCUUUGAUAUUAGCUAUUAACUUGUAGAAGCCAUGGAUUAAUGUUUGCAUGCAUACAAAUGGACCAGUGUUGGAAACAUUGAAGGUCUUGUGUAUUUUGUCCAGAACAGGACCGUUGUAAUAAAACACUGUGUGUGAUGAAAGAACUGAAAUAUAGAGUUUCAACCAAUGAGAUGAUCAGUUACAUUGUAAAUGUUUACCUGAUGAAAUUGUACACAUUGUAAUACAUCAAUUAAAACAUGUUAGAAACUGU
This is a messenger RNA of Cyclopterus lumpus (lumpfish), 4450 nucleotides long. Its product is annotated as insulin-like growth factor-binding protein 4. The transcript has 4 exons. Gene Ontology annotation, molecular function: insulin-like growth factor I binding; insulin-like growth factor II binding. The coding region runs from base 543 to 1328 and encodes 261 amino acids. Lineage: Eukaryota; Metazoa; Chordata; Actinopteri; Perciformes; Cyclopteridae. Gene Ontology annotation, biological process: regulation of insulin-like growth factor receptor signaling pathway. The record is from RefSeq and is a predicted model, not a curated record. Gene Ontology annotation, cellular component: extracellular region.